Molecule: messenger RNA, 488 nt
Organism: Annulohypoxylon truncatum
Lineage: Eukaryota; Fungi; Ascomycota; Sordariomycetes; Xylariales; Hypoxylaceae
Exons: 1
Coding region: 84-488 (134 amino acids)
Source: RefSeq, a predicted model, not a curated record
CCUAAAUUUAUCCACCGGCCUAUUUCGAGACCAAGACUACGUAGAUAGGUAGUCUUCGCAAUCCGGCUGUCAAGCAUUGAACCAUGGAACCACGCGAGCAGCCACAUUACAGCAUUGAUGAUAGGGAAAAGAGCCCGAAUAGCGAACUCAAGGUUUAUAUCAUCGUGAUCGACUCUGACGAUGGUAGAACAUACGAGAAGCUCUCAACUGAUGCCGAACGCUUGGAAUACAUGCGUAAGCAUGUCCACGACAACUGGGACGUUGUCCAACUGGACACUGUUUUCUUCGAAGAUAACAAAGCAAGUAAAACAUACAAUAUCAAGAUCAACUCUCCAGAAUAUGAAGGUUUGAAGAAGUUUCUCCAGGAAGAUGAGAGUACUCCUCUCAUAGGGACGAAAGAAUUUGAUAUGGUUCAAUACUAUAGGGAACAUGCAACUUCGGUUGAGGAUGCGCCUAUAAGUUCUUGUGACCUAAAUAUGGGUGCAUAA